Rhopilema esculentum is the source of this 8328-nucleotide messenger RNA. RefSeq lists its product as uncharacterized. The record is from RefSeq and is a predicted model, not a curated record. Gene Ontology annotation, molecular function: protein binding. Lineage: Eukaryota; Metazoa; Cnidaria; Scyphozoa; Rhizostomeae; Rhizostomatidae.
CUUGAAAUUCGUGUCGGGGCCCUGAACCAGCGUAAAAUAAAGCCCAGAGCUAUGCUUCAAUAUGACGGGGUUUAAUCUUUCACCCGUCUUCAAUGUUGGGAUUUUGUGUUUGACGGGGGUUCCAUCGUUCAUCCGUCUUGAACUACGGGAUUCUUAUUGACCUUCUGACCGAAAUCAUAAUGAGCUGUCUGUCUGACGUCACAGAAGAUCUUAAAAACAUACACAGAACUUUAGAAAUGCAAAACACUUGCAGUGGGCUUGGUCGACUGGUUGCUAUUAUAUGGGCGCUGCUUAGUGUAGUUUUUAGAAAGCCAAUCAAUAUACUUAUAUUGAUAUAAUAAUACAUGCUCUUAAAGGCCGAAAAAGACGUGCUUAGAUCUGUGUUUGCUACAACGAUAUAAGGUAAGUUUUGCUUAAGUUGUGUGAAAUGCUUUGUUUUGGUUUACGACAACCACGUGUAGUUCGAAUACGGCUGAUACCAUGUGAUGGAGGGUGCCACAAGCAAGCAAACAGGGCAGGGACCUCGGUAUUGUUUGUGUUUAAAUACAAAUAACACCAAAAUUAAUUGCUUAAUAUCUAAUCUGCCGUGUGCUUGGGAGAUUUUUUGAAAACUUAAUUAAGACCAGCCUACAUUAAAUGUGAGCAUGCUUAACUGGGCGAUGAGAGCGAGCUAAGACUGGGACGGCGCACGAACUUCAAUGCAGUACAAAUGCAACAUAUUGUAACACCCAGCACAAUUUUAAAAAACUACCAAUUCAAUAUCACUAUUUAAUUUAAUCCCAGCAAACACUAACAUGGACAAGAGGCGUAUACGAACGAAUCUGCUAAUCCAUGGCAGGUUUAUAUUUUUGUUUACGCAUAGUGAAAAACACUCUCCUCGCUUGAUGCGAAUAACAGCUUUAGGCCGAACUCUGAUGGCGUAACAGUAAAGAUAGAUAUUUUAUACCAUUUUAAACUUCGAAUGGGAUGUCUGUUUUUGAAUAGUACCUGGAGAUUUCACAGGUUAAUAAGGUGCAAGACUUCUUAUCUGUAUCGAUCUUUGAACUACCUGAAGAUGAGGAAUCCUACUCAUUCCAGUUUCUUCAAAUCUGUUUUAUAAUCAAACAAUUUCAUGUCAUUAGCGAGCUAGGUGUUACAUCUUUUACUUAUGCGAAAAAGAUGAUCAAACGAAAUAUCAUUCCAUACAAUAUACGCUCAAACAUAAGGGAGAGGUUGGUUGCAUAAGCAAACUAACUUAGCAAACAUUUUUUGAUAGCAACCACCUGCAACCAAAUGGUAUAAAUUAAGUGUUGCAUUCUAUAAUUCUGUGAUGUAUCGGACUUACUCUUACGAAUUGAAAAAUUUUUCCGCGAUUUUAUCUUCCAUGUUCCAACCUGAGUUUAAAAUCACUGGUCAUGCAAUUUUAUUGUGAUCUCAAAGUGGUCAUUUCAUUAAAAGCAACAAAUGUAGAUACUAGAGAGUAAACUUAUGCAAAAUCUAAAAAGCAUUUUUCCGAGUAAAUCAGAAUUUGUUGAAUAACUAUAACAAUUUGGGUGUUGGAAUAUCAGAAUAUUGCAGGCCUAGUAGUUAGACAAAAGCUAUUCAAUGUGGGCACUACGAGGCUUAGACCAUUGCGUGCACAUCCUGUAUUCCUGUCAGACAUCGUGAAUCCACCUAUGCUGCCCAUACGUAACAACCAGACACUAAAAGGGCGGCUAUGUUGUCUUGUACUAAACCCUCAAGGGGUUUGUACCUAAACACGCAAUAUUGGUUUGUAUAUUUUACAAAGCAAAUGAGAAUAAAGCGUCGUUUAAGUCUCGUCGUAACAUAUCUCCUCCCCAUACAAAGCCAUUUCACACUACACACUUUUAUACAAGGAACCAUUUAAGGAACCUACAUGUAGAAGUAGAAGGCUGAAAAUGUUGAAGGGCUUGUACUACUUAAAGCAAAAACUCUAACAAACUUAUCAAUUUUGAAUACUUUUAUCACUGCAAACAAUCAAGAAUUAAGACACCAGUUGCAUUCAUUGGCAGUCAAAACUCAUUGUGUGGGUCAACCACAUAAAUCCGGGCCCUAUAUGAAGAUGCCAAAGAAUACUACAUUACAUCAGACGAUAGCAGUGGAAUAGACAUUGUACUACUUUUUAUCUGACAUUGUAGCCACUUUAACAUAUAUUGAACUUCUAUUUUGCCUUCUUUGUGUUUUAGCCCUAUGGUCCUUCCACUCAUGACAUAAAGUUGUCUAAGACAUGAAAUUCAGUUAUCUACGAUUUUACAGCUAAAGGCAGUGUUUACGUACAGUGCCAGCCGAGGGGCAAAUCACUCUAAGAAAACCUCGUACACCUUUCGUGAAGAUCCUAAUGUUUUAUCUGAAAAUCCCCCAAAAUCAUUUUGUUUUAGGCAAAAUCUCGUACGCUAUUUGCAAGUGUGAAUCGCCCCUCGGUGCCAACGAUACACCAAGCUGGGGGAAAACGAGGCUACAUGAUCACAUGGUUUAGCCACCAAAACAACCAACAGAAAUUUAAACGAAUAUAGAAAUAGCAGAACUUUAAAAUUUUCAAAAACAGUUUUUCAUGGUUCCAAAAUACAAUGGGUUUCACGUUGGAGCUGCUGAUGAUUCUGUUAUGCAUAUGAGAAUAAUUUAUUGGGAGAAAGUGGCGCCCUUGCUAAGCGUACAUCAAAGGCACCUUUUCUUCUAAAAAUCGUUUCCAAACAUAAAAAGAAGGCUUCUGAUUUUUCUUGUUGUAGCUUAAUGAUCUUAACAGGGUUCUGACAGUGUUUUUUAGCCUUGACGGAACAGUAAGGUAGAAAAAUUGUGCUGUAUUAGAUUAAAGCUAAUUAAGAUCAAUCUUAUGACAUUCUUAAAAUAUUAAGCACUUUCAGUAGUUCCUGCUACCAAAGUAAAACAGAUGUGAUGCGAAAGUUGACGGCUAUCGCUGGAUAUUUCACGUCUAAGACAAAUGGCAAAUUGACACCUAGACAUGUUAAAUAAAGAAGAUUUUUUGCGUCAAUUCUCAUUUAGGCCACAAAGCUGAGAUUUCCGGGGAAAACUGAGCACUUGGAACGUACCAUAGAGCAUUCGUUUCGUUUUUACAAAGCAAAACAAAUUUGAUAAAUAUUCAGAGUAGAUCGCCGGUAUUUGGGGAACUAUAAAACUUUAAAACAACAGAUAGUAGUGUAAAUUCGAUACAAGUCUAAUGAUAGAAUGCACAGUUUCCCACCAACAUAAAAAACCCGAAAUUCAAGCAAGCUCUGGUCGAGGCUCUUCAAAGGAAGAAAUUUUCGAUUCUCUGUUGCUUCUCUGUUCUAUUCUGCCAAAAUCAACAGGCAACCUGCUUUGCCACCUUGCCAAAACCUGAACAAAGGUGCAACACUUCUACGUUCUCUUCACACACAAAUUUCCCACCGUUAAUGGCGAACUGUCGUUUUCCUAAGCCCGCAACAACAAACUGGUAAAGUCUCCGGUGUGAAGUGAACAUAACAUGACCAAAACCAAGGCCAUAGUACUGAUAGCAGUGUGAACCAUAGGCACAGCACUGCGUAUGCAAAUGGUUUUCUAUCAGGCAGUAUCAACUCUUGGAUCUGCUUUAUCGAUACAAAGAGCAAGGCGAAGUAUGUCUAGGAUCAGUUAACGUGGAACUGCUGCAACUUCACAUGUCAAAGCCAUGCCCACGCUGUCAAUUAAAUUUCAAGAUAACCGGUAAAAGAUACCACUUUUGAUGUCAUGGUAGUCAAUAGCUAUUUGUUUUCAGGGAAAAUUGAUUAAUAAGUAAUAGGGCAGAGGACCUUUCCUACAUUACAGAAAUCCACGCUUAUAAUUAUAAUCGAUCAAUUUUGUCGUCAUAACCAGUCGCCAAUUAUUGUGAUUAAUGAUCCACAACAUGUCUAUAUGCUAUAAACCUUUUUUCACGGUACCGUGCUUGGACACACCGUCCUUCAUUAGCUGAGCGUCUACGGAGAGGUGUUCUGGUCAUGGUCGAUCGUUUAAAGCAGGUACGCUACCAAAAAUGAAUGAUUCGUAUUUGUUGUAUUUUGGUUUUCUAUCUAUGAUCGGGUUUGAGAAAGGUUUGAUGAGACCUUUUUGUAACUUUCUGUUUUACAUCAUUGCAAUAUUAGCAGCUUUGACCAAACUUUUAGUAAAAAAUGAUCGCAUGUUUACCAUCUGGAAGGAGUGAUCUUUUCGAUGCGAACGAUAUGCCUGCGAUUCGUAUUGCCGCCGGUAUGUUGAAGUUGCGUCAGACAAUCUUGGGAGCUAAUUUAUCUUUUAAACAAUUCUUUUAUUGAUAAAGCAAGUUUCCGUAAACACGGAUCCAUUUUCAUCUAACAAACACUUAUACAAAGUCUCAGAAAAGCAACAGGUCCAACAGCCAUAUAUAACUCGUUUUUCUUCUAUUCAUUUCUUACUUAACUGUAUUCUAAUAAUGUUAUGGUAUAAAGCUCAUGUUAUGGUUGGCAAAUACUCUUGAUAGAUCGUCCUCAAUUUGCAGAAAACUCUUACAGAUGACGUCUUACUCGUACCAAUGAUACAAUUAUUUCUUUUUUGUUUAAAUUGUUCAAUGUUAUUCAGGCAGAAUGUACAAUAUUUAAACAAAAUAUUUGUGCAAUUGUUUACGGGGGGAUAAUCAGUGGUAUAGUGCUUCUGCUUUUGUAUUAUCUACUUCAAAAGACUUAUGCCUGAAUUGGAUACUUGCAGUACUACGCUUGCUUUAUAUAAAACCGUUUUGGUGUUACCACAAUGCGAGCCAAGUCAAACAUUUUGCAUUUGAGCUCAACAUCAAACCUCUAGGUUUAUGGAGGUAUGAUUCGCUGAUACAAACCAUUUGAAAUGUCUCGUUUUGGGGCCACAUUCUAAAGCAGGGCAACACAGCCAAUCAGAGUCCAGAAAAGUCUUCAACAUUUCUCUGGACUAUAUCUUCAAUCUUUCGCGGCCCCCCAAAAAAACAAAUCGGGGUUUGGGGGCAGUACAUAAAAUUUAUUGUAAAGGGCUAUGAGACUCGGGGCGUCGUUUGACCAGGGCCUGACCUAUAAGCAAAAAUUAAAUUUUCAAAAAGACAAAACGAAUAAGUUUGGUCUCUUUCACUAUCGUUGAAUCUUAUAAGCAAUCAUGCAUACAUCUUUAAUGCAAAUUUUCCCUGUUUAUCGAAAAUUAUUACGUAUGAUUUCUUACUAUCAAUUUUUGCGGGGACACUCAAAUAGCGGGGGGAGGACAUCGGGGAGCCUGAAUGAUUACUUCCAAGCUUCGGCUAAAAGCGUUCUUUGUCUGCGUUGCCCUUCGUGGUGUCUAGCGUCUGCUAUUGAGCUCUAGACAGAAGCAAUUCUAUGACGGUGUUAUUGUAAAAAACCUCAAGAGAUCCUAAUCUAAGAUAAAAGUUCAUUUUGUCAAAGGUCAAAAGACACGCAUAUGAGCAACUUUCUGACAAAGGAAACAGCACGCUCGCUUAACUAUCGGCUAUUAUUUUGCAAAUGACAAAGCAGCACCACGACUGGCAUUAAAAGAUAGCUAAAAGGCCAGCUGAAAGAUUCCUUUGCUAAAACGCCAGCUGAAAGAUUCCUCUGUAUGGCUCUUGCAUUAUGGUAAAUGGAAUUAGGCCCGUAGGAAUAGCAGUCUACUCAGAGAAACAGAACUUCGAGGCUAGUCAUGUAUCCUCAACAAAGACGAUCACCCUCACAAUUUGAAGUUGUCGAGAGAACAAGCGAUUCUGAUGUGGUUUGCAGUUCACAUAGUCAUUCAUCGAAGGCAAGCAGUGUGCUUACAAGGGUGAAGUCCGAAGAGGAAGACAAGGAGUUGGAUUCGGUGGAAAACUUCGAGAUUGAGUUUGAUCCAGGAGACGAAGUCUUCAACGAAGACCCGGAUAAGGGCAUUAUGGAAUCGCUGAUGGAACACAUUGAAGAAAACGCAAAAAACACCUCCAUUGCAAUAAACAACGAAGUUGAUAUGCUGAUCUUGGCAUUGAAUGAACGCAGGAAAGAGUUGCUAGUCGAGGUUGCUGCUGAAAGGGAAAGGAAGAUCAACCGCUUGCGAAACAAGCGAAGGAACUAUGCAAGAUCGUUCUGCAAGGAUGUUUCAAAGGAGAAUUCAGGAGACGAUUAUCGAUACAGAUCAAACGAUGACUCCAUACUGGACACACAACGCGAUGCUCGGACAGUCGAAAACUUACGGCCACUACAGUGUGGCGACCUAAGGCUGAUAUGCGAGUCAAGUGUUUACGAAACAGUGCGGGCAUUUGGGAAAAUUGAGGGAAGUUUAGCAUCUGGCGUGCAUUCUGAGGCUAUGGGCCUUGGUUUGUCCUAUUCCUUCAUAGGGGAAGAAGCCUCAUUUAACGUUGUAACACGUGAUAAUACAAUGAAAAAGACAUUCUCAGGGCACGACAACGUUAAGGUGGUUGUACACGGACCAGCCGGGCAGGUUAUAACCGCUCUCAUCAACACAAAAAAUAGCGGGGUACACACAGUCAAGUAUAUACCAAUGGUACUAGGUUACCAUAAGAUUCGCGUCUUUGUGAACAAGCUGGAGCUGAUUGAAAGUCCUUUCACUUGCGAGGCAUUUUCAAAGGAAAGUCUUUCGUUUGAGCAAGGUGUGCUGCGAUUACCUGGUUUGGAUAACCAUGACGGCUGGGUGCUGAACAAAGAAGAAACCUCGGCGCUUUUGGAAAGCAACGACCAGGCAGGAGCGCUUAUUUUUGGAACGCAAUGCUUUUCUGGCGGUAAACACGGCUGGAAGAUAAAGUUCACGUCGGCAUGCACGAGUGUAAAUAUCUCAAUUGGAGUGUCACCGAAGACUAGGAUACUCGAUAUUGACAUCAAACACACGUGCAUGUUUAGCCUCGACUCGGUGAAUGUCGGCUAUUCGCCAAGAAGCAAGUCAAAACCGAGGAGAAAACUGUCCACGUUUCACAGGGAAUCGAGGACAUUCUUUGUGUUGUUGGACAUGGAACAAGAGAUGCUGACUAUAAUUUGCAUGGAAACCGAGGAGAGAAAAUACAUCAAUAUUCCAAUGGUGAUAAGAAAUUUGUAUCCAUGUGUCUAUAUGGUGCAUGAUUGUACUAAAAAUGUUUGUCCUAGACCGUUAAUUGCAUUUUCAUAAAUCUAAGUUCUUUGCAAAUAGGAAAAGAUUUACAAUUGGAGACAUGGACUGAUCUAUACUUAAACUAUUAGUAGAUACUGAUUUUAGCGAUUUGUAGAGGUUUUGUUGCCAGAAGGCAUCUGCAAACAGACGAAUCAACAAUGGACGAAUCAAAGCAACAAGUUUAAAGUUUUGAUGUAUAGAGCACAUUUCUGUUAAAAAAAUUGAACUGUUUGUGUACUUUAUAAAGUAUAUAGGCAUUACUAAUUAGCAUUGGAUUAUCAAUGAUUAAUUUGGAUCUUUAAGAAGAGACUCUAUUGUAGAAUUAUUUGCCUUUGUAAAUACGUACGUAUCAAUGAGAAACAUAUCUAUAGACUGGCAAACCUUAAAAUUCGUGGGUCAAGCAGGUUAAGAUGUUUCAAACCUAGGGUUAAUACCUAGGUUGUCAAUCAACUUUGGCCGAAUACACCCACGCUAAACGAUACUUGCAUCGAUACCAUCAGGCCUCAUGAAUACAAAUAAUAUGUAAUGAUGAAGGUAACAAAGCAGAUCUACUGCCAAAGGAUGCCAUUCGUCGCUCAAGUUUUUCGUGCAAUCUGAAACAUUGAUGCAAACAACACAAACGGAUGCCUUAAACAAACGUCUUAGCAACAAAAUUUGAGGUAUCAUUAAGCAAUGACAUCUGAGAUAAGCUUAUCAGUUCGUGUAUUGUAAUUGUGUUCCGUUGUGUAUAUAAAGUAGUUCUCGGAUGACGUAAGAAAAAGAAUUGAAUUGAGAAUACUGCCUUUGUGUCGUGUCUAUCGUCGCCUAUGAAAAACCUCGCGAUCCUGAGUGACUCUACAGCUCUGGAAAAACUAAUGCUAGAUUUUUCUAAAAAAUCUGAGGAUUUUGAAAAUUAAAGCAGAUCUACAUGCUUUUAAAUUAAAAAAGAGCGAUUAAUACUGCACAGCAAUGGGACUAGGGGUGAAAGACGACAACCUUUGUUCGAAAUUGCGAUUGCAAAGAUACAAACAUUUUUUAUUAUAAGAAUAUCUCAUUUAAGAAUAUUGAGGCUCAAAAUCAUUGAAAUUUAGGAAUAACUUAAGAAUGAUACAAGGCUCAAGAUUCACCAAGAAUUAAAUCUUUUAUUUACUUGAGUUUUUUUGGAAAGCAAAACAAAUGUGAGUUUCAGGCUAUAUUUUUUGAAUAGACGUAUCUGGCCUUGCAGUCAUUAAGACUAUAAUGCAACCUGGUUAUACUUUAUGUCGCUUAAGAAUGACGUAAGAACAAUCGUAGGCUCAAAAUAAA